AUGGCGACGCCAACAGCAGCGCGGGACAUGGAGGAGCGGCUGGCGGAGAUGGCGGGCGGCGUGGGGGAUCGUAUGGCGGCGUUGGAGGCGCAGCUGAGGGAGCAGGGCGACGCCAUGGCUGCCAUGCAGCGCGACAUGGGCGCAAUGCGCCAAGCCAUGGCCCACCUCAUGGAGGCAGCGGAGGGCAUUGGCGCACAGCCGCUGACAUGCGCGGAGGAAAACCUUUUCCCUGCGUUUGAAGCGGAGGGAGCGGAUGGAGCGGAGGAAGCGGAGGAAGCGGAGGAAGCGCCGGAGCAAGUGGCGCAGGUGGAAGCGGCGAGGUGGGAGGUGCAGGAGGCGUCGGGUGAGAUGCCCGGCGGGGAGAUGGGGGCGCUGAAGGCGGAAGUUGCGCGGCUGAGGGGAGCGGCGAAGCGGCAUGAGGAGUACACAGAGGGGCGCAUCAACGACCUGGAAGCGGAAGUCGCAGCGCUGAAGGACUGGCGCAGCUCGUGGGAGCAAAUGGGGGCGGAGAGACGGGAUGCGAAGAGGCGGAAGAGGGGUGAAGGUGGCGCGCUUCUAGAAAAGCGGGAUGACGUCGAAAGGGAGGGCGAGGCGCAGAGGGAUGCAGCGUGCGCUGGGGGAGGAAAGACAUGGGAGGUGAAACCUCACGUAUGCACCCUUAGCUCUCCGUCCUGCCCUCCUUCCUGCUCCUGCCAUCUCCCUGCACAUUUGACCUUACUGCCCUCCUUCCUUCUCUCCUUCCUUCUCUCCUUCCUUCUCUCCUUCCUUCUCUCCUUCCUUCUCUCCUUCCUUCUCUCCUUCCUGCCCUCCUUCCUUCUCUCCUUCCUUCUCUCCUUCCUGCCCUCCUUCCUUCUCUCCUUCCUUCUCUCCUUCCUGCCCUCCUUCCUUCUCUCUUUCCUUCUCUCCUUCCUGCCCUCCUUCCUGCCCUCCUUCCUGCCCUCCUUCCUGCUCUCCUUCCUGCCCUUCUUCCUGCCCUCCUUCCUGCUCUCCUUCCUGCUCUCCUUCCUGCCCUCAUUCCUGCUCUCCUUCCUGCCCUCCGUGGCUGCAGGCACUGCUACGACUGUGGAGCAAAACUCCGUCGGCUUCACUGAAGCGGGGGUGCGAGGGCUCUCCUCGCUCACGGGCCUCACACAUCUGAAUCUACGGGGUACAGCCACAACAGACACAGCGCUUGAAGGCGUUGCCAGGCUGGAGAAGCUUCAAGACCUUAUUCUUGACCGGACCAAGAUAACCGACGCAGGAAUCAUGAAGCUGCAGGGGUUAUCUGCGCUCACGACUCUGUUCCUAGGCGGUUUGAAGGUCACGUCUGCCAGCAUGGCGCAUGUGGGCAAGUUGACAUCGCUGGAACGUCUCACACUGCAUGGCACUGACGUGAGGGAGGACGGGCUGGAGCGCUUGACUGCUCUCACUGCGCUGAAGCUUCUCACUGUGCCUCCAGGAGUGACUGAUUCCGGCAUGAUGCUGCUGCGGAACAUGAAACACUUGGAGACGCUGGGGCUCUGGAAUGCUGAAAUCACUCCCGGUGGUGUGAAAUGGCUCAUCGGGCUGAAGUGCCUCCAAAAAAUUGCAACACAUGCUAAAGAUGUUCAAGAAUGGAUCAGGGACAUACUACCUGAAAUGAUCGUCACACCAGGACCUCUCCCUGGUUGA
Molecule: messenger RNA, 1650 nt
Organism: Closterium sp. Yama58-4
Lineage: Eukaryota; Viridiplantae; Streptophyta; Zygnematophyceae; Desmidiales; Closteriaceae
Source: the annotation of a GenBank genome assembly